Molecule: messenger RNA, 2040 nt
Organism: Drosophila erecta
Lineage: Eukaryota; Metazoa; Arthropoda; Insecta; Diptera; Drosophilidae
Exons: 8
Coding region: 110-1834 (574 amino acids)
Source: RefSeq, a predicted model, not a curated record
UCAAACUUAAACAAAUUCGAAAUACUGUAUACUUUUCGACUCUCUUUCAAACAGAUCUUUGGAGGGGCUUGGGCUAGGACGUUGGUGGUGAUGACAGCCAGAUGCGAUUAUGUACUGUGAGCAGCCGCCUCAGAAGCCGGAGAAGAACACCUGUCGCUGCAAGAACUGUGUGCUAAGGCACUCCGAUAUUCUUCCCUGGCCGGAGCCCGUUGGAUUCAUGGCUGAACGCAAAAAUGAUAAGGACAACAUCAAUCGCAUGUCCACAUUUCAAUCGGCAGACAGUGUGGUUACCAUUACGGAAGCCAAUGAACGGCAUACCGAUCAUAACAAAAAACAUCGCAAUAAUCUGAAUGAUACGGCUUAUACCCCAAAUCGAAGUGGCAUCAGCACUCCAGUUUAUGAUGUAGAUCCUUCUUCCAUUCGCAGUUCCCUAGUUCCCAAUGAAGGCAAUACUCCACCUCGCAAAGGUGGAAACUCACCAUCACGGACAACAACACAGCCUCCAGCUCAACCCACCAUCCUGCUGAUCGUAGUCAACAAGAACGAUCCACCACCGUACGGCCAAGAACGUAGUGCGGAAUAUCAAGGCCAACGAUAUUCAAGUGCGGGAUCCAGGGGAUAUCCAGGUCCGGGAUACAGGAGAUAUUCAGGUCCGGGACCCAGGGGAUAUCCAGGUCCGGGACCUAGGGGAUAUCCAGGUCCGGGAUCUAGAGGAUAUCCCGCUCCGGGAUCUAGAGGAUAUCCCGCUCCGGGAUCUAGAGGGCUGCCAAGUCCGGGAUCUAGAGGGCUGCCAAGUCCGGGUGGUGGACAACAAGGCUAUUAUUACCCACCGCCAGGACCUGGAAAUGGAACUGGACCCAGGGGAAGACCAAGACCUCAGAAUGAGCAAGAACUUGCUUACUAUGACAGGCGCCGAUACAGCGAAUCUUAUCAGCCAGGUUGGAAUAGAUAUCGGGAAGACUGGAGGGGGCAGCCAGGAAGAUACCCCGAAGAUGUCUAUGUCGAGGAACAUAACUUUACUAGCCAACCCGAAGCCCGAAUAAAUUGCCAGUGUCCAGACUCGGAAAAACUACAGGUUCCCCCCGAAACACAAGCAUCUCGUCCAGAAACGGAUGUACACAAACCUACCAAAAGAAGGAGCCUAAAGCGCCUGGUGGGCAGAGGAGUUGGAUUUACUUGCAAUUGCCAAGGUCAAAAUCCGAUGGCAAGUAAUCUGAACGAACUGGAAAAUCAAGAACCAAGAAGAAACAUGGGAAACAUGGAAACGCCACCCAAUACUAUAGACUAUGUAUCGGAUAGGGCAAGUCCGCCGGAUAUUCGGGAAGUAAUUGUGACCGAUGCCAAAAACAAGACGUACAAAUGCAUACAGGUGCCAAUUUGUAUCUCAACUGGCAAACCGGAUACCUGUCGCUGUUGCAAGUGUGCUCCAUCUCCCGAUACGCUAAACGAUGAAUCUUUCGACGAGGAUGCGGAGUGCACGUGCAAUCGACAGGGUAAAUGCACCUGUGUGGCCGGCAGUGAUUUACCCGAAGACUUCGGCUGCGAAUGCGAUCUCACCAAUCUGGAGCAAACUCUGCGCAAACUGAUACCCAAUGCCGAGUGCAUAUGCUACUUGAAGAAGAAAAAGCGGCGCCGAAAGCAAAAGAAGUGGUACCCCCCAGUAUACUACGACCGGUUCGCCAGUCCCCCGUUUGUCCUCAAUCCAAAGCCGCGAAGCCUGGAGUUCGGGCGCAGUCCAUACUGCAACCAGUGCUGCAAUCCCUGCAGCUGUGCUCCUGUCGCAAGGAGCUGUUACACCUGUGACUACAACUGUGGAGGAGCUUGUGGCUUUUGAAGCCGCCCCCGACGAAUUUAAAUGCCAGCUAUAACCUGUACAGAUCCGCAACAUUUAGUUAGCUGUCGCCAGAAAGCUUCAUAUAAGUAGUUUUCUGGCGGCUAAUAAAAUAUUCAUAAUUCGCUAUUAUAACAAGUGCUAUUAUAUAUACAUAUAAGAAAUAUGUGCCCCUUUGGAACCCAAGUAAAUCCUAAUGAAUCACUGUA